AUGGCCACUGCUAUUUCAUCAACCAAUGUUUUUCACACAAAAUCUGAUGAAAUGCAUCUCGAAAUUUUCUGUCUCGUCUGGCUCGAUCCUGGUUCAAGCGCCAAAGAUGGCCGUAAUACUGAACAACAAUUACGUUCUAUCAUUAAUCAUCUCAAGAAAUUUCAAGAUGUAUCACAAUGUCAAAAGUAUAUUUAUGAACGAUCACAAAAAGAACGAGUAGUUAUGGUUGUUAGUGGCCAAUUGGGACGAGAAAUUGUUCCUUCUAUUCACAAUCUUCGACAGGUUGUAUCAAUUUAUGUCUAUUGUUUCGAUAAGAAACGUAAUGAAAAGUGGGCUUGCGAAUAUGCAAAAGUAAGGGCUGUUGUGGUUGAGCUUGAUGAGCUCAUUUCUCGAAUUAAAGCUGAUCAUAAAAUUCAAAAAAUGGUCGAAGAGCCAUUAUCAAUUAAUAUUUUUACUACAGGUGGCGGCGCAGGUAAUUCAACAACAGGUUUAAAUGGUGAAUUUGUCUUUUCACAAGUUCUGAUGGAUUGUCUUAUUCGAUUACGAUACACUGAAGCAGAUAAUCAAGAACUUAUUCGUCUUUGUGAACAACAAUAUAAAGGUAAUAGUGUUGAAUUGAGUAAUAUUCGUGAAUUUCAAGACAAAUAUUCAUCUAACAAUGUUUUACGGUGGUACUCGCGAGAAUCGUUUUUUUACAAGACUCUUAAUGCCGCUCUCCGUACUCCAGCAGAUAUUCAUACAAUAUUUUUGUUUCGUAAAUAUAUCACUGAUAUUCAAUAUCAAUUACAAAAUCAUCAAGCUCAGAAUCGUGUUCGGGUUUAUCGAAGUCAAAUGAUAUCAACUAAUGAACUAGAAAUUUUGAAGCAAUGCCGUGAUCAAUUCAUAUCCGUGAAUUCAUUUUUUUCAACCAGUAUCGAUAAACAACUAGCUCUAUCAUUUCUCAAGUUGUCUGAUGAUAAAGAAAAUUUAGAAGCAGUAUUAUUUCAAAUCGAUGCCGAUCCUAAGAUGGCAAUUACAAAACCAUUUGCUGAUAUCACUGAAUAUAGUGAAUAUAAAGAUGAAGCUGAAGUGCUUUUCAUGCUUGGGUCUAUUUUUCGAUUGGAUAGUGUCAAUCGAAGCAAACAUGGUCAAGUAUGGAUCAUACAAAUGACAUUGUGCAAUGAUGAUGAACAUAAUUUAAAGCAAGUUCUUAUGGAUAUGAAAGAGCAGUUUGUGAGUGAAGAAACAAAUCUUCAGAAAUUAGGAAAAAUAUUAUUAGAGAUGGGAAAACCAGAUCUGGCACAACACUACUUUAUUCGUAUGUUAGAACAACUUCCAUCCAAUGACCCUUUACGUAUUGAUUUGUAUUUGGAUCUUGGGACACUUGAGUCGUAUGCCGGUCAUUUGGACAAGAGUAUGGAAUGGCGCCAAAAAGCAAGUACACUCAAAAAACAAAUUCAAUCUACUUCUUCUUCCAGUAUUAGUAAAUCAAAGAGUCCUAUUGGUAAGUUCAUCGAAAGAUAA
Molecule: messenger RNA, 1503 nt
Organism: Rotaria sordida
Lineage: Eukaryota; Metazoa; Rotifera; Eurotatoria; Philodinida; Philodinidae
Source: the annotation of a GenBank genome assembly